Messenger RNA from Paramuricea clavata, 8493 nucleotides. Lineage: Eukaryota; Metazoa; Cnidaria; Anthozoa; Malacalcyonacea; Plexauridae. The record is from the annotation of a GenBank genome assembly.
AUGGGCACGGCAUCGCAAACGAAUAUGUAUGCGUUAAAAUUUGUCUCGUUUUGCGUCGUUUUUCUCUAUUCUGCUCCUUGUGGACAGGCCUACACUUGGUACACGGGUGAACAACGCUUGACGGAGUUUCAAUCCGAUUAUGCAAACAGCAAAGCUGAUAUAUUUUUUCUUAUGGACAAUUCUGGAAGUUUAAUAUACAAUGGACGAACAGGCUUCCGUGAUGAGAAGGUAUUUAUUACUUCUCUUUUGACGAAGAUCAAAAUUGCCAAACCUGCAACCCGGGUUUCUAUUAUACGUUUCGGAACUCAUGCGACGAUAGACAUCAACUAUAUAUCGAAUUUGAACGGCCUGAACAAUAAAUGUGAAUUCAAUGAGGCGUUCAGUCGUAUCAAGUACACUGGUGUGAUGACGAACAUGAAUGCGGGUUUUCAGAAGGUGGAGGAGAUUCUGUUCGGUGCACAAAGCACCAAUGUGCGUCCUUGGAAAGUUAUAGACCCCAAAGGAGUGUAUGUGAAUAAAGUAGUGUUCUUACUCACAGAUGGGGAAUACAAUAAUGGUGGAAAUCCGAUGAGUAAGAUCAACAACAUCAAGACAAAUAACGUCGAACUUUUUGCAGUCGGAGUUGGUGGUGUAGACCAAUCAUUUAUGAGAAGUGCCGCCACGACAGCCGGUCACUAUUUCUACUAUAGUGAUUUCAACUCAUUUAGAGAGUUAGCCACGCAUAUUCGUGGAGGUGAGUGUGACUUGGCGAUAAACAAUAUUCCAGGGAUCAUCCUAAGGCCUCCCAUUUUCCAAAAUAGGCAGUCCUAAAAUUGAGUUUGGGGCUUUAUAUAAGAAUCAUAUAGAUAUAAAUUAAGCAUUCAUACAUUAAGCAUUUGACUCUGAAAACGCAGGAAAUGACCAUUCUGCACUUGUAAAAUUCAAAAAUUUCCGGGGAGUACUACAUAUGCUGCCUGACCCCCAUAACUAUUCAGGCAUACCAUACGUCAUGAGCGCAUGCCUCACAACUCUGUUGAAAUGGGCAGUUCUAAAUUUUUCUUGGGAUGACCCCAGACCCCUGCAGUAUUCCUAAGGCUGGAAAAUGGUGAACUCCGUAUUUUUUCUAGAGUUUCAUCCUUGAACACAGCUUUAAUUUCUAAUACGUGUACACUUAUGCACUAUUACCUUUGGGCUGGUGUUUAAGCCGUCCCAUAUUACUCUUUUGCAUGGAGUUAAAAUUUUGCUAUUAUUUUGGUUGUCUUAAUAUUUGGAGUUAUAGUAUCUCCCUGGCACAGUAUUGGGGCACUAAUUAGUAUGCACUAGAUUAAUUCCCUAAAGAGAAGUGAAUGAAAUGUGACUGCUUAUUAUAGUUAUAUCCCCACAACUAUCGCGCCUUGCUUGGAUCUAACUGUCGUAGGACAUGGACGUCAGAGUUAGCGUUCUGCCGCACACGAGAGAAUCAUGCAUGCUGAGACUGACGCCACGCGAGGCUGUUAACUCAGCAAGUUUCUCGCAUGUGCGACAAGCUUUAGUAAAACGUAACAGAUCUGAAAGGGGAAAACGCGCCCUCGCAUUUUUUCUGCAAAAUAGCUAGAAAUAUUAUUCAUUGUUCACCUGCAGCGCCUUGAAAUUUGCUACCGUGGGUUAUAAUUUCGCUAACCUAAGAAGUAAAUUACUUGAAUUAAUUGUCUAUGCAUGCUGUCUAAAAUUAAGUACGUUUUGUAUUAUAUGGGAUAUUUUUUGGAUCAGGUGCAUGUGGAAAUGAACCUAUUAAAAAUCUUUGUAAAACGGAAUUUUUAUCAUAAUAUGUUAGAGCGUUCGUACAUGUCAUAAUGGGCGCAGCUAACUCGGAUGAAGGAGAUCCGCAUAUGUAAUUCAAAUUGUAUUCAUUUGAGAAAUGAGCCAGCCCAGCAAAGUGGGAUAACAUUUUUCAUAUGAAGACUUUAUCCCACCUAACCCCGGGAUGGAUUUUUUUUCUGAUUUUUACCGAUAACAGUAUUGAACUGCAGUAUAGUUGGAAAGUACAGACAAAAAAUAAAUAUCAAUAUUAUCUGAAAAAGCUCAUAUGAACACAAACAUAAUUCACCCCAUGCACCGGGGUAUGAAUGACCUCAAACAGAAGUGGGAAAAUGCUGGAAAGAUUGGGAACCUAGUACAGUUCCCAGAAUUUUUUUUGGAUCUACAUUUUUGCAGAAAUUUUCACAGACAUUUUAUGUUUAAUAGCUAAUUCUGAAAAUUAGACUGAUUGAAUGAUCAGUCAUUGAAAUGAUUGAAUACCUAGUUAAUCUAUAGUAAUUCGAUACCUAAAUUACAUCGGAACAGUUUCUUCUAACAGCUCAAAUCAUUGCUAUUUUACUGAUCUAUGUAGAUCCUUACCAACCGGACUAUGAUGCCGAACAUGUACCGAAGAGCAAGUGUACCUCUACCUGCGAUGAUAAUGCAUCAUGUGGCUGCGGUCUGCUUAGCGGAAAGUACAUUUGCAUUUGCCAUGCUGGUUUUUAUGGUACUGGGGAGAAAGGAAAAUGCACUGGUGAGUGGGCUAAUCGAGUCUGUGGAAAUAUAAUCAUAUAGCAUAUGAUACAGACCGCGUUUUGUGUCCCAACCCAUCAGUCUUCAAUUCAACAUCAAUAUACUUUCAUAAAUUAUCCUCAGAUGCAAAUUAUGUUAAUAUGAGUUAAUUUCCAUCUAUAAAGACGCCAAACAUGCUCAACCUUUCUAUCUAAACGUUAGACGGAAUCAGAUUUACUUGUUUUAUGAAUACAAAUCUUAUUUCAUCUUUUCACGAACGAAAAAUAUUCGAACCCAAUUGCCUGACGGCGAUAGUUCGAACCAAGUCCAAGACCAUCUGCAAUUUGGAGGUAAAUACAAGUCAGAUUAGUAAAUUAUUUUUGGUUAAUUUCAGUUUUCUCCCGCCAAAUAAAGAACGUACGGUAUUAAUAUCAGUUUACCAGAAAACAAGCUUGAACCUAAAACUUUUGCAUUUGAGCAGGCAUUUAUACUUAUAGAUCUGGUACACUGUGAGCAGGCAUUUAUACUUAUAGAGUUUGGUACUGACUAUGGUGAUUGUGGUCAAACCGUCCCAAAAAGUACUCAUUAUUUUAAUUUACAAUUUAUAAUUCUAUAUAAAUUUUUAAUUUGCAGUGUUGAAACACCUGUUUGAGAAAAUGUGGACUCGUCUCCAAUUUUAAUCACAACAAUAAUCAAAUUGUUUUAAUCGAAGAACAUAACAUAGCCAGUAAAAAUCUAGAAGUUUUUCCUUUUAGCUUUCUGCAAACAAUUUCCAUAAAUGCGACAUUAUAACGAAAAUUAAUUACAUGAUAAAGACAAUAUAAUUUUUUUCCAAAAUAUUUUGUGGAGGUUUGUGUAACAUGUUUGUUGCAAAUCCAAAUGUUUUGUGAAAGUUUGCGUGGAAACACAGGCCUUCGGUAUAGUACAUUCCAACUGAUUAAUUUCUCUGUUCUGUCAAAGUUCCAGGUAUAUGUUUCUAUUACUCAGAACACUGAAAAAAAUUUCGUAUAUGUAUACAGUAAAAAAAAAUGAUAUCGCCUGAUAAACAUAUAUAGAGGUUAUAAAAUAUGGAAAUGUAUUACUUAUAAGUAUACAAUAAAAAUAGUAUACAGUACACAGUAAAAAAAGUAUUAUAAGUAUAAAAAAUAAGUAUUAAAAAUAAGUAUUAAAAAAAUAUAUAAGUAUUAUAAUUAUAAGUAUACAGUAAAAAAAUUAUAUCGCUUGAUAAAACACAUAUAUAGAGGUUAUAAAAUAUGGAAAUGUAUUACUUAUAAGUAUGUAAUACAUAUACAUAGUAAAUUGUAUAAUUUAACAAUAUAUUCUUUCAAUUCUAAUUUUAUCUCGACUUUCGCGACAGAACGCGUCAUUUCGAUGUCGAAAUAUAUAGAACUCCUGGCGUAGAAUUCGCGGUCAUAUUAGGAGAUGUAACAAUUAUAAGAGAAUGCAAACGCUGUAGAAUUUCACUGGAAUACUUGUGGCGAAAAGGCUUGUCGGUUUUAAAGAAAGUACCACCUGAAAAUUGUACUGUGUCUGAAAUAGAAAUAUGAGGCUUUCCUAAAAUUAUCAAAAAAUUAUUGGCUCCUGCGGUUUUUCAGGUUGCAAAAGCGCGGCUGUUUUAUUCCUAUAGCAGCGAACGCACGUCAAAGACCCUAAAUUGUCGACUGUUUGAGGCAACAACGCUGAUAUUUUCACGAAGGGUACCACUCGGAACAUGUAGGGUUUUAGGUAACCAUAAAGCCAUAGAAUUAUUGAUGUUUGUGUGAGGGAAGAUGUGGUUAUUUAAGUUUGUUAAAGUGGGCGUAAGAUAUCUAUUCAGAAUGUAAAAACAUAACGCGAAAUUCUCUUUCCGUGUCGUUUAUCUUCUUCGAGUGGCAGCCAUAUUUGUUAUGAUAGACACAUUGAACAAAUUAAUUAACCCCCCUCCCCCCCUUAGGAAAAGAUUUGUUGACCGUUCUACAUUACGAAUUCUACGCCAUUGAUCAUGUAUGUACAAGUAUGAUAUAUCUUGUAUUUUACCCGGCAUUUGUUCUUUCUUUCAGCAUGCACACAUGGUACAUACAAGAAAUAUCCUGGUCUGGCUGAGAAAUCAUGCACAAAUUGUCCUGGAAACUCAGGUCAUAACAAACUAGGAAGUAAAACGAUUCAGGAUUGUAAAUGUAAUAAAGGAUAUGAAGGAUCUCCAGCUAGUGGUAAAGCAUGUACAAGUAAGUGGAUAUAAGACUGACGUUAUUUUUACUGCUUUUCAAUGUCAUGUCGCUUCCUGUGGCAAACCUCUGGCUAUAUCCGCACCUUCGUGAUAUCGAAGAAAACGUCUUCUUUCUACUUUUUCAUUAUAGUCAAACCUUGUCGGAGCUUGCCGAUACCAUCAGAUGGCUACACAAAUCCAACAAGCUGUGGAAGCGAUUAUCGAAGCGUGUGUACAUUCAAUUGUGAUUAUGGAUUCGAGUUGAUUGGACCUAAGGUAUAAGCUCAUGCCCAUGCAUCUAACCCCUGAUCUAACAUUCCACAUUUUCGCGCAAAUGCAAUCAUACCACUUCAGCUGGCGAAUGUCAAGAUAAACAAUUUCCUAUACCCACAUACCACGACAGACGGGACAUUAUUUCAACUUUUAAAUAAUUUGUACUUCGAAUAUUGUUAAUUUGACUGGAACAGAUUCCAACAAUAUUUUCUUGAGGUGCGUGACUAUACUAUUUACCAUAAUGCUUCGCGAUAAUCGUAAUAGAAAAAUAUAGCAAAUCCUCACAAACAAAUUUGAUAUUGGUAUUCAGACACCGCAAGGAGACGUCAUUAUACAUAAGAUCCGUUCAGAGUAGUAUGGUUUGCUAAGAAUUUCACUACGAAUUAUUAACGCCAUGAAUUGCAGUUACACCAUUACCGGAUUGUAUCGGAGCGAAGCGAUUUUUAUUCCGGAUUGGGCUAAAUCCUUACUAUGGAAAUAGUAUAUGGAUCUUAGUUGAAAUUAGUAUGGAAAUGGAUAUAGUAUGAAUAUAGUAUGGAAAUAGUAUGGAUACACUAUAUAUUGAUUUUUGUGAUGCGAUCGCAAAUUCCACAGUAUGAAUUUCACUAUUUUUUUCCAGUGUAACCCAGAGUACGGCGUGCCGCGGAGCAAAAAUUACUCCGUGAGAGGUAAUCCGGUAUAAUGCCGAAGCAGUGUAAACAAGGGACACUCUAACGCUCCGGUUUUGGCGCUUAUAUGUUUUAACAUUGUCGCCUGUAUUUUGUUUGCUUUUACAAUACUUUAUAGGCUGCUGUUUGUUUUUACAUCCAUUUUACUUUUCCAGGCGGAGACAAAUAAAGAAAACAAUAAUAAUAUUGACUUUUCGCUUUCAAAAGGGCAAUAUCUUAAGAACUAAGUCAAGUUUGUGGACAGAUUUGUAUAUACAUUAAGGUGGUCUUCCACCCAAAGUUUCCAAUAUUUGUCAUUUUUAGAAAAACAAAAAAAUGCAGUUUUUAUAGCGUUCUUUAUAAAAAUCCGUGUAUUUUAAGCGCAUAAAUUUACCUAAAAAUGAGAAACCAGCAAAUUCUACACUUUCUUAGGAUAAAACCAUUAUUUUACCCGGAGCGACAAAGUAUGCGGUUGCCGGUUGGUUUAUUCUAUUGUUCCACUUUUCAAUUGUUCUUUUGUACUAUAGGCAAAAAACUUUAAAAUCGCUUUUCCCAAAUGAACGUUUGGCGAAAUACUAAAAAAUCUUCUAUUGUUGAUACUGAAUCAAUUCCGAGUUUAUUUAUUAGUAACAAAGCCAUGUUCUGAACAUAAAGAAAUUCAUAUAUCAGCGUUACAUAUUGCAAGAGAACCCUUAUACGAAUUACACGAAGGCGUUAUUCUAUUACCUGUGUAUUUUUUAUGUUCAAGACAUAGAUUAAUGCAUUAGGUGUCCACUAAAGCUGUUUCUAAAAGAUCCUCAGUAAUUUAGUUUGGCUCUCAUCCUUUUUGGAGCAAACCCUAUAAUUAUUCGAUCCUAUCAGGAGUUGUAGCUAUCGUAGUUACUAUGCCAACGACGAGUGUAAAAGUUACUGAUCCUGUGUCAGCUAAGCAUAUUAAUCUAUCAUAUACUUGACUCAAAUAUGAUAACAAAAGCUUUAAUUUGAAAAAAUAUAUAAAAAAAUAGGAUGGAAGAGUUUUGAUACGUUUCUCAAGCGGUAAACGAACUUAAAAAGUAUGUUUAGUGCUUUAUUAUCUGUAAAAUUAUGCCAAAAUGCAGAGUUUAGAUGGUACGCCAAAGAGAAAAUAAUUAUAGUGAUAUCUGAAGUUCAGUAAAUUUUGCUUAUAUCGCUGUAUAAAUAUAUGGCGUCAAUUUUACAGCAUCAAUGAGUUUGUAUUUCAAAUAAAUAUCGGCUGCUCAUGUUUCAACUAGUACUUAAAUUGACAAUAUUUAACUGUUAUUUUGUGUUUCUCAACCGCUAGAGAUACAUUUAAAAGGUUGCUAACUGUGUAAACUACAAAAUAAAUCUAAAACAAAGUAGUUUAGAGGAACGCCAAAAAGAUUUUAGGUUUUGAACACUUUUCAUCGCAAAUACGCGACACAUGAAGAAAAAUGCUUCUUAAAAAGAAAAGUCCGUUACUCCUUGUUUUAAAAAUUAUUAUUGCUUAUUACCAUGGCAACAGUGAAAGAGAUGAACUGGCAACAGAGCGAAGCGGCACUAGUAGUGUACUUGAUAUUUGCCUUUGAUGUGUAAAUGAAUCUGGUAAUCGGUAUGAAAAGUUGUCCGGUGUUGUGUAACUUAGUUAACUGUAUAGUUAUCGCAGUUCUGUGCAUGCAACUAUUACAUUUUGACCGGUUUUCCUUUACAAAUUCCUUUUUAAACGCGAUCGUAUUUCAUUUUAGGUCCGAACUUGUACAGUUCGAGACGACAACAAAGGUGCCGCAUAUUGGUCCCCCACUGAUACAGCACCUGAUUGUAAAAGUAAGAAAAAAAUAUUGAAGGGUUUUCUAGAUGGAAAUUUCGAGUGUAAACUUUAUGCAUUGAUUUAGACCUAACCAGGAGGAGCUGGUGGAAAAAAUGCAACUAUAGGCCCUUUGGCAGGAAUCGACCUUGUGAUUCACAUGGCCCAAGGCUUACGCCCGUAUUCUAAAAGCUCACUAACACUAACACUCACAUUCAAUGGAAGUUCAAUCUGAGCUUCUCUCGAGUGUCAUUGCUGUUUAAGACUAUCUGGAGGGUUAGUGUCGUACCUUACUAUGUGACUACUCACCCUCCAGCUAUUCAAAAACAGCAUUGACACUGAAGAGAAGCUCAGAUUGAACUUCCACUCAUUGAGUGUGAGUGAGCUUUUAGAAUACGGGCAUUUCUGUGCGACUACUUUUUAGAUAAGAUCGCCCUAUGUCAGAAAUUGCGUGGAAAGGUGCAACAAAAAUUGCUUCGCGGAACAUGGGCUUAACAUACAAGCCAUUCAUAUAGCCAGAAUAAGAAAACUGCUCCAGACCUACAUGUAUACAUCCCAUAAAAUUUGCGCCAGUAUGAAUUUGAUUCCGCAUGGCGUUAGGAUGGUACCAUAAUGCAGGGGCGUGGCCAACACCAAGUGAGUGGGGGGAUCUAAUCAUGCGGCCGGGCGCAUGGGUCUGCGAAACGCUAUUUCAUGUAUUUUACACACGUUUUAUGGUUAUCUAAUAGCCACAGAUUUGGUAUACUGUACUUUAUGUCAUAGGCUAAAACAUUAGGUUACGCCCCCUCCCUCCUCCCCCAGUUUCUUCUUAGUUUUGAAUGAAUUACAAAGUUGGACCUGAACAAAAAGUCUGUUCCCCCCAUUCCUCCCCGUGGCUACGCCUCUGCCAUGGUGUGGCUCGAUCAUUUACAAAUUCUCACUUCUGUUUUGUUUAGGAAUUCUGUGUACCCAAUUCCGAGUUCCAAAUGCUGCCUCAGAAUAUGGUUCAUGCAACACUACCGAUCUUCGUGUUGGUACAAAAUGUACGUAUUCCUGCUCACGUGGAUAUCGUCUUGUCGGAUCUGGUGAGAAGAUAUGUCGAGUGGAUAAAACAUGGUCUGGCGGGGACACCGCCUGUGAAG